CACUAUCUAAUUCAAUAGUUCUUAUCCGUGCAAUCCCCCUCUCUCCUACGUACAACGACCGUUCUGACUUCUCCCUGUCGUCCUUGUUUACUGCAUUGCGAAAAUUCAUUGGUUGUCUAGGUCGAUCAUACAUCACAUCCUCCUCUCUCCCCCUCUCGUUCAGCUGCUGGUCUCCUUCCAGACAAUAAACGUUCGGCAAGGGGGCGCGCUGGGCUUGCAUACCGCAAGGGCAAGCGAUAGGACGGCCCUGGUUCCUCCACUCCCCCUCUCCCCCGACGCCUGCAUGGUGACUGGCACAUGCGUCAAGCGCCCGCGGUCUAUUGAUUUUUACCGUUAAGCUACCAAGCUUUGCAGACGUUAUCUGGCCCUCUCACUGGAUCAUGCAAGCGCGUACUACCAUCAACCGCAUAUAUCGUCGGUGAUUGUCUCCUGCCCAUUGCUAGCUGGGGCCGAAACUUGCUGUUGGAACGUCAGAUUCCCUGUCCAUGCCCGCCAUGGAUCGCGCGGAACAUUCGCCGACAUCCCAGGUCGAUGCCCCUUUCCAACAUUCGGCUUUGCCAGACAAGCGUCGCAAAUCGAUUCCGUCGCGCGCACUCGCGGCGAGCCCUCCGCCAGCAUCCGAUCCUGCCUCUCCCGAGGUCAUCUCUUCUCUGAUUUCGUCUCUGUCGACCAUAUCUGUACCCCUCCAAACGCACUUCGACAGCGUUCCGCGCAUUGACACCAAGACCGAUCCCGGCUCGCCCGUCUACCUGGCCCCCGACCAAGAUCACAUUCCGGACCAACGACCCUCCAGCGCGCAUGAACUCGGGCUAAGUCUCGGGGCGUUUCAGCUGCCGGAGGAGACGGCACAGAGUCCCUUCUUGCAUCCGGAUGAUGCAGCAGUCGCUCCGAUCGUUCGUAUGGCCCGGGCCCCGCCACCCUCGAAAUCCAAAGUUGCCCUCGAUCCGCCCUUGUCCCCAGGGAGACCGACUUCAAGGGGCUCCUUUACUUCGUCCAAGGCAGCCUACGAAGAUUCCGCUUUUGGCAUGAUCACUGCCGAACCAGGUCCACGGCUUUCCACCGCAAAUAGUGUCGCCUCGUCCGGUUCCAAGACAAGUCUCAAACACCAAAUCAGCAUUUUGAAAAGAACCUCGCGAGAGUUCCCUAGCGAAAAAGAGCGACAGGUAGAUCGAUUGCGCAAGGCAAACAGCUGCAACGACGGUUUCCGACAUAACAUACCGCGGAGUAGGGCCAGUGUACGCUCCCUGUAUUCCAUGGCCGACGUGGCCGAAGAAGGACGUGCCCUACCAUUUCGCUCCGCCACCGAGACCGCUACAGAAUCUUCGAUUAGCAGACCAUCCAGCAAGGAACGCAGAUCUCUACAGGGCGCUCGUGAGAGCAUGCUUAGUGCGCCAGGUGGAAUCGGGAGCGGCCGGAGUAUCCCUGCUCGUGAAUCAUCCUUACGGCAUAAAUUCUCUUCGAGCCCAAAGCACCGCAGAUCCUCUACUCGCCAUAGCCGAUACUCAUCCACUAGUAGUAGAGAAAUGAAAGUGGACAGCGCCGUUUCGGGGGUGGGAAGUGAAGCUGAUCAGGUGACAAAGAGAAUUCUGGAACUAAAGGACCAACAACAAAAGAUCAAGACCGAGCUAGAAUUAGAUGAUAUCCCAUCUGAUUUUCGUAAAGAGCCGAUUGCCACGCCUGCUCAGCAAUUGGUCAAUUCCACCGGAUUUGACGGAACUACCGACUCGCAACAAACGGAACAUCCAUCUCGUUUCAGCUUCGACGAGAGCGCUCCAGCUCCGGCAGUCCUAACGGGCAAGAGCCGCUCCACAGCCCGCAUCAGCCCUCCAUUCACUUCUAGAUCUGCCACAACAUCCAUCCACUCCUUUGACAAGUUUGACCCCUUUGAGAAAGCUUCUCAUCGAAACACAGCGGAGCCGCCCUCUCCUUUCCGACAUCAGCGUUCUCGGUCAAAUGCCAGUUCUCCCACCGGCUAUUUCGCUGUGGACGAGCGGCCCUCCAGCGCGGAUUCUAUCGACCUUGCGAUCCAGGACUACGUGACAGCCGCUAAGCUUACCCAGAGGGUUAUCCACCCCGCGUCGGGUCGCUCUAUAGCAUUCUCGGAGGUUGGGGAUCCCAACGGUCAUGUGGUUCUUUGUUGCCUUGGUAUGGGUUUGACGAGAUACUUGAUGGCUUUUUAUGACGAGUUGGCGAGGUCUCUCCACCUUCGUUUGAUCACACUAGAUCGCCCUGGGGUGGGUGAAAGCGCACCUUACAUCAACGAGCCGGCAACCCCUCUCAGUUGGCCUGAUGACGUUGCGAUUGUAUGCAACCAUCUUAAGGUGACAAAGUUCUCAAUUAUGGCACACUCCGCUGGCGCUAUCUACGCGCUCGCCACCGCAUUGAGAAUCCCGCAACAUAUCCGGGGAAGAAUUCAUUUGCUGGCACCGUGGAUUCCUCCUUCGCAACUAUCAAGUUUUGGCUCCUUGAAGGCCCCAGUCCCGACCAAUGCUGUUCCUUACACUCAACGCAUUCUCCGCGCUCUUCCCACGUCUAUCCUUAAGGUCGCCAACUCCAGCUUCAUGAGCGCAGCAAGUGCUAGUCUUACUUCUAGUUUACCGAAGUCGCCUCGACGAGCCAAGCGCAAAGCGCUACAGAAAGACAUUCUAAGCUCAGCUGUUAUCGAACUCAGCAAGCCUCAACAGCUCCCAGGCGCGAUCCAUCACCAAAGCGGUCUGAAGGGCUUCGAGAAGCCAACACCUAUCGUAGUAGGAGCAGGCCGCCCAAUUGAUGAGCAUUUAUCGAACCAGGCCGCACUUGCGGCAUCGCUAGAUCGGGAGCGCCAGGUGGAUUACGAUAAUCGACUGACUCACAGAAUAUGGGACUUGGCGACAACGAACGCAAACCCGGCUGUGGAUUUGCUAGUGUGUCUGGAACGUCGUCAAUCCAUUGGAUUCCGCUAUGUGGAUAUCACUCGGAAUGUGGUGAUUCAUCAUGGUAGCAGAGAUACUCGCGUUCCUGUGGAAAACGUCAAGUGGCUGGGGAAAACCAUGCGUCGCUGCGAGGUUCGUGUGCUUGAAGGUGAAGGGCACGGAUUAAUGGCCUCCGCCACGGUAAUGGGCAAUGUGUUGAUGGAAAUAGCUAAGGAAUGGGAGGACUGGAUGAUUGUGGUCCAAGGAAAGCGCAAAGGAACUAUUGGGGCGCGCUCCGGCAUCGCGGUACAAGCGUGAUGAUGGCCUAGAGUUCCAAAUACCCCAUGGUCCCUCUCUUUGAGACCUAUUAUAUUCCGCAGGCGAGCGAAGGGAAACGCUGCGUACUGGGGAUUGAUCCCCGCGGGGUCUUCAUUACCAGCACUUCUCGAUCUCUCCAGUCAGAUCGCUGCAGGCUCCGCGGUUUCAUGAUUCGGCAUUGAUCUGCCACAACCAUUUGGAGUGCCUGUGAGCAAUCUACAUGUAUAUGUCCUUAUGUAUGUCGCCUUCAAGACCCUGUCUUGCAUUUUGUUUGUGUGUUUGUUUGUUUUACCAUGAUACCACCCAGCUACAUACCCACAUUAUAGCAUG
This is a messenger RNA of Aspergillus homomorphus CBS 101889, 3539 nucleotides long. RefSeq names its product hydrolase, alpha/beta fold family protein. NCBI's taxonomy places the organism in Eukaryota, Fungi, Ascomycota, Eurotiomycetes, Eurotiales, Aspergillaceae. The record is from RefSeq and is a predicted model, not a curated record. The coding region runs from base 486 to 3209 and encodes 907 amino acids. The transcript is spliced from 2 exons.